Molecule: messenger RNA, 8008 nt
Organism: Pecten maximus
Lineage: Eukaryota; Metazoa; Mollusca; Bivalvia; Pectinida; Pectinidae
Product: pyridoxal phosphate phosphatase PHOSPHO2-like
Exons: 2
Coding region: 126-929 (267 amino acids)
Molecular function (GO): phosphatase activity
Source: RefSeq, a predicted model, not a curated record
AUUCAAGAGAAUGUCCUUGACCCUAAUCGUAAACUUCCGACAGCCAAAGUCUGUGGAAUUGCAGGUCACGUUUUACAUUGCUCUUAUCAACUCUCGGACACACACACGGCGUACCUUUACAACUGAUGAUUUAUAAACUUUUGGAGUUCUUCACUCGACGCCAUUACAUUAACAUCAACAAGAUGACUGGAAGACUACUACUAGCGUUUGACUUUGACCAUACAAUGGUUGACGAGAACAGUGACCUGUGGGUGAAAAGACUUGCCCCUGGGGGAGAACUACCACAGGAGAUCGAGGACAAAUACAGCGAUGAUGGCUGGACUCAUUAUAUGGGCACCAUAUUCCAGUACCUCCAUAGUACAGGUGUCAAACAGUCUGAUAUCCAGCAAUGCCUCACCGAGAUACCUCUCACUAGUGGAUUUAAACAACUACUUGAUCAUGCACACAAACAAGGUCAUGAGUGCAUUGUCAUUUCUGACUCAAACUCAACAUUUAUUCAAUACAUCUUAGAGCAUUACAAUUUAGAAAAUAUAGUUUCUAAAGUAUACACUAACCCAGCUGAGUUUGAUACGGAGGGUUGUCUGCAAAUCGACUUCUACCACCACCAGGACUGGUGUGAUCUUAGCACCGAGAACUUGUGCAAGGGCCACAUUCUCACAGAACACAUCAGGCAGCAGGCUUCACUAGGCCAUACCUACAGUCAUGUGGUUUAUGUUGGGGAUGGCUCCAAUGACCUUUGUCCCUCUCUGACCUUGUCAGAUAAUGAUUAUGUCUGCCCUAGAGUUAAUCUACGUCUGUGGAAGAAGGUUAAUGCCAUUCUCGCUGGUGAAGAGAAAUAUAAAAAGUAUAGUCUGAAAGCCAAGGUACUGGAAUGGGAAUCUGGAACAGAAAUUUUGAAACUAAUCAAAGAACUGGAAUCUGAAAAGUGAUUUUGUUAUUGAUUUAGACUUGAUUUAUUAACAAAUUGAAUGUUCCCAUCAUCAUGAGUGUUACUACACAACAUUUUACCAUACUUUAAUUACUUGACAAUGUCAAAUAUGAUAAUUGUUCUAUUGUAAUGCUUUUGAUUUCAGAAUAAAUGAUUUAACUUACACACAUUAGCAAUAAUAUCACAGAAAUACUACAGGUUGAUGCUAACUGUACUGCCUCUACCACAUAAAUCACACAACAUCCUUUCUGCCACGGUUUAUCAAUAUCAGGAAUCCAGGCCUAUCCAUUAAACAUCAAGUGUAAGUAAGGCCUAAAAUAAAAUAUUGAUUGUUUCCCCUUUCUUACCUACCCACCCAACCCCCUACUCAAAACAUUUCAUUGUGGUUUUUCAGUCAAAAAAUAUUUUGUCACUUCUGUUUUCUUAAGCAAUGUUUAUACGUUUUAAUCUUUAUGAGUUUACAUAUUAAUUAAUUUCUGUGUUUUGUUGUUUAUGAUCUACCUUCAUAUAAUACACUUAAUAUUUUACUAAUGAUAUAAAGUGUCUUAAGUUUAGGAAGGCAGUAAAUAAUUAUGUAGCCAUAAUUGUUUUCUUUGAACAAAAAAAACCCCUAAAAUAUUUUACCUACGCAAAGUAUGGCAUGGGUCAGGAAAGGAAAAACAAAACAUAUUUUUAAUGCUAGCCUUAUGCGCAGAUCUCAGAUAUCCAUUAAACACAUAUUAGAAGUUUUAAUUACCACGGGACCGAUCCACUCUAUUUGACCCUUAAAGGACAGCGGUGUUGGUUAACAGGGGUUCCAAGUUGUCCAUUAAACAACAGUAAUGUUGGUUACAAGGGACUCCAGUCAAUCUAUUAAACAAAGGUGUUGGUGACCAGGGGCUCCAAUCUAUUAAUCAAACAACAGAUGUGUUGAUUACAAGUGGUCCAGUGUAUCUAUUAAACAACAGAGGGGUUGGUUACCAAGGAUACAGUCUAUCAAUUAAACAACAGAUAUGUUGGUUACCAGGGUCUCAGACUAUAUAUUAAACAACAAAGCUGUUGGUUACCAAGAACCGUUAUAUGUGAUCAAAUAAGUGACAGAGGUGUCGGUUACCAUGGUCCCCAGUCUAUCCAUUAAAUGACAGAGGUGUUGGUUACCGUGGUCCCCAGUCUAUCCAUUUAAUGACAGAGGUGUUGGUUACCAUGGUUCCCAGUCUAUCCAUUAAAUGACAGAGGUGUUGGUUACUGUGGUCCCCAGUCUAUCCAUUAAAUGACAGAGGUGUUGGUUACCAAUGUCCUCAGUCUAUCCAUUAAAUGACAGAGGUGUUGGUUACCGUGGUCCCCAGUCUAUCCAUUUAAUGACAGAGGUGUUGGUUACCAUGGUCCCCAGUCUAUCCAUUUAAUGACAGAGGUGUUGGUUACCAUGGUCCCCAGUCUAUCCAUUUAAUGACAGAGGUGUUGGUUACCAUGGUCCCCAGUCUAUCCAUUAAAUGACAGAGGUGUUGGUUACCGUGGUCCCCAGUCUAUCUAUUUAAAGACAGAGGUGUUGGUUACCGUGGUCCCCAGUCUAUCCACUAAAUGACAGAGGUGUUGGUUACCAUGGUCCCCAGUCUAUCCAUUAAAUGACAGAGGUGUUGGUUACCAUGGUCCCCAGUCUAUCCAUUAAAUGACAGAGGUGUUGGUUACCAUGGUCCCCAGUCUAUCCAUUUAAUGACAGAGGUGUUGGUUACCAUGGUCCCCAGUCUAUCCAUUAAAUGACAGAGGUGUUGGUUACCAAUGUCCUCAGUCUAUCCAUUAAAUGACAGAGGUGUUGGUUACCGUGGUCCCCAGUCUAUCCAUUUAAUGACAGAGGUGUUGGUUACCAUGGUCCCCAGUCUAUCCAUUUAAUGACAGAGGUGUUGGUUACCAUGGUCCCCAGUCUAUCCAUUUAAUGACAGAGGUGUUGGUUACCAUGGUCCCCAGUCUAUCCAUUAAAUGACAGAGGUGUUGGUUACCGUGGUCCCCAGUCUAUCUAUUUAAAGACAGAGGUGUUGGUUACCGUGGUCCCCAGUCUAUCCACUAAAUGACAGAGGUGUUGGUUACCAUGGUCCCCAGUCUAUCUAUUUAAUGACAGAGGUGUUAGUUACCAUGGUCCCAAGUCUAUCUAUUUAAUGACAGAGGUGUUGGUUACCAUGGUCCCCAGUCUAUCCAUUUAAUGACAGAGGUGUUGGUUACCAUGGUCCCCAGUCUAUCCAUUAAAUGCCAGAGGUGUUGGUUACUGUGGUCCCCAGUCUAUCCAUUAAAUGACAGAGGUGUUGGUUACCAAUGUCCUCAGUCUAUCCAUUAAAUGACAGAGGUGUUGGUUACCGUGGUCCCCAGUCUAUCCAUUAAAUGAUUGAGGUGUUGGUUACCAGACUGUUUCAGUCUUUCCAUUAAAUGACAGAGGUGUUGGUUACUAUGGUCCCCAGUCUAUCCAUUAAAUGACAAAGGUGUUGGUUACCAUGGUCCCCAGUCUAUCCAUUAAAUGCCAGAGGUGUUGGUUACCGUGGUCCCCAGUCUAUCCAUUAAAUGAUCGAGGUGUUGGUUACCAGACUGUUUUAGUCUUUCCAUUAAAUGACAGGUGUUGGUUACUAUGGUCCCCAGUCUAUCCACUAAAUGACAGAGGUGUUGGUUACCGUGGUCCCCAGUCUAUCCAUUAAAUGACAGAGGUGUUGGUUACCAUGGUCCCCAGUCUAUCCAUUAAAUGACAGAGGUGUUGGUUACCAUGGUCCCCAGUCUAUCUAUUUAAUGACAGAGGUGUUGGUUACCAUGGUCCCCAGUCUAUCCAUUAAAUGACAGAGGUGUUGGUUACCAUGGUCCCCAGUCUAUCUAUUAAAUGACAGAGGUGUUGGUUACCGUGGUCCCCAGUCUAUCCAUUUAAUGACAGAGGUGUUGGUUACCAUGGUCCCCAGUCUAUCCAUUAAAUGACAGAGGUGUUGGUUACCAUGUUCCCCAGUCUAUCCAUUAAAUGACAAAGGUGUUGGUUACCAUGGUCCCCAGUCUAUCCAUUAAAUGACAGAGGUGUCGGUUACCAUGUUCCCCAGUCUAUCCAUUAAAUGACAGAGGUCUUGGUUACCAGACUGUUCCAGUCUAUCCAUUUAAUGGCAGAUGUAUUAAUAUAAAUGUAGUAGUUUGAAGUUUCAACAUGUUUUGUCCUCAACAAUGCUUGUUAUAUCCAUCCAAUUAAGGAAGUAAAUACCUGGUAACUUUAAUUGAUGUUUGCUUAAAUUAUAUUUUAUAAGUGGACCAACAUAGCUUGAAGAACAGCUAGUCUGAAUUGAAUGCAAUUAUAUUGAGCACUACCAUAAUAUUCAAGCGUUGUAUUGAUAGAUUUUUAUAUAAUUGUACAGAUGCAGUUAUAUCUGGGUAUCAAAUGAUGUAAGUGCAGCGUAGCUUACUCCAAUCAACUGUGUCUUCAUUGAUGAUAGCUAUAAUAGUAUACAUCAAUCAACUUUUGCCCCAAAAGAGGGCAAAUAUACCACAGUAAUGAAAGUUCCAUUGAAAGAAUUGUAAACAUCACAUAUAACCAGGGCUAAUCUUUAAUGGGUCAAAAGCAUUUUUUUUUUGUCGAAGAGCUAUUUUUUCUGGUAUGUGUGUAGUGUCCUCAUUUACAUGUCGGUGUAGCCAGAGAGCAAAUUGUAGAAUUAAUACUGGUAGUACCCGAAUGUUUCAUAUUCAUACAGAGUUAUUGCCUUUUGUACGCUUUUCUAUAUACUGUACCAUUAUAAUAAUUUUCUUUGUACUAAAAAGUGAUUUUGAGUAAUUUUUGAUAUAGUUAUUAUAAAAUACAGUAUUACUCACCGUAUGUACAAAAACUUUGAUACAUUAUCUUUAACGUCCUGAGUAUGGCACAAUCAGAGUGUUAUAAUAAAAUCAGUAUCUUUUCUGUCAAGAUGUUAAUCUAGCUAUUAAUUGUUCAGCUUGACUUUGGAACCUAAACAAAUUUAUAGGUCAAUUUGAAUCAUCAUUUCUGGUGUGAGAGUUACAAAUGUGCACCCAGAAGUUUUUUCGACUGUAAAUCUACUGCACAGUGUGAUAUGUCGUCUCUGGUUUCUAGCAGUACGUAUAGUUUGUAAUGGAAGUUUUCUGCCAAAUUAUGAUUUGCUCUAAAUUUAAAUGUAGUUUCUGCAGGAUAUUGAUUUCUACACAGGCAAUCUAAUUAAAAUCUAGAUGGUCAUUCUCACUACGUUACAUCUAACAACAUCCCAUAAGGGGUCAAGUCGGGGUGACCUUUUGGAUUAGCCAAUCAAAUGACUACUUACAGAAUCUUGGAAGUGAAAAUUAUUUGUCCGAAUGAGCAUGACUAGAGUGCACAGCUUGCAUAAUCUGUCAAUUUAUUUCAAGUCAUUUCGUCCCAGAAUGCAUAUAGCUUCAUGUUUAUAUAUGCUGUGCUGAAAGGGUUUGCUUCAGAUGCAUACUGUGACGAAAUGGUUUGCUUCGAUGACAUCGACAAAUUGACGAUUCGCCCUAAAAGUGAAAUAUAAGGUCAUCAGAACCUGACCCUUAUGGGAUGUUGUUAGAUGUUCAUGUAACGUAGAGAGAAUGGCCAUCUAGGUUUUAAUUAGAUUUCUACACAGUCAUCUGGAUGUGGUUAGUAUUUAUAAGACAAAAUAUUAGACCGUUCUCUUACACACUAUUACAUAUAGUAGGAGUAGGAGCUAGUAUUUGUUUCUAUACAGGUAAAUACCAACUAGGUGCAGACAGCUGUGAUUUCUACAACAACAAUUGUAUCAUUGGGCCAAUUCAAGAAGCACUAAAUUUCGAGUGCACCAGUGGCCGCGGUGUCCGAGUGGUUGAGGUGUCCCUGACACUUUAUCACUAGCCCUCCAACACUUGGUUGCGAGUUCGAAACCUACGUGGGGCAGUUGCCAGGUACUGACUGUAGGCCAGUGGUUCUUCUCCGGGUACUCUGGCUUUCCUCCACCUCCAAAACCUGGCACGUCCUUAAAUGACCCUGGCUGUUAAUAGGACGUUAAACAAAAACAAACCAAAUUGAGUGCACCAAAAUAUGUACUAUAUUACAGUAUUAUUGCUAGCCCACAAGGUUUGUAAGAUGUGAGGAGCAAUAUGAAAUAUAUCCACUGUACAUAUGUGACUUCAUCAAGAUUUAGACUCAUUUUCAUCAAAACAGGAGCAAGAACACUAGCUGUUUUACCUUCUUUUUCUACUUGUAGAAAUGAUUUAUGAAAUUAUUUUUGAAUAAAUAUUGAUUUGACACAAGGUGUAUGAAACUUUUUAACUUUUUAAAAUCCAGCAUAUGCUUGUUAAGUUAUUAGUCCUAACCAGAACUCAGGGGGGACUUUUAGUUUUGUGUUGUGUCCGUCAGUCCCUCUGUCCGUCCGUCCUUUCAUCCUUCGUCCAUCCUUCUGCACAUUAUUUUCUCUAGGCCAGACAAAAAUAGUCAAGCAUUCAUGGUUAUAAUGGAGCUCAGGGAACCACAAAAAGUUGACCUUAAAAAGUUCACUGCUGAAAUACUUGUAUCUGUAAAAGUUUUCAAUAAAAAAAGCAAAAAGAAAAAGUUAAACAAUUUUUUAGGAAUUUUAACAAAUUUAAUGGAACUGAUGCAAAAUCAAUGAUUAGAUUGAUUAACAGAUUCAGUGUAAUGUGGUAGGACAAUUUAUCAAUGUAACAAUGAACAAGGCAGAUGAAUAAACAAAUCAACCAUGUUUUGUACACUACUCUAACAAUAUAUAUCAAUAACCGUAACGACCACAUGUCAAUUUAGAAGGAGUCACUUACCUGGGGUAAAAACAUGUUCAACUAAAAGCUUUCUAAAAUUUCAUUUUUGUUUUAAACAGCAAUUCUCAUUAAUCACCAAUAUUUCUUCAUUUCAAAAUAAUUUAUUUCCUUACAAGGGUUAUUCCUGGACCAGGAUAAUAUCUACCCAAAGGGAGGACUUCUGGUUUGUCAUCAUAGGCACCCACUGAAGUUAUUUAAUUCAAACAGCAUUGUAUUAUAUAUUAGACUGUAUUUCCAAUCAUAGAAUGUCUUUAUUUCUGGAUUCAUCCCAUUGGAUAUUUGACUUGAAUAACCCUGACCUGUUUUUAAAAUAAAACAUACAUAUUCAAUAUCAAUAUGUCAAGUAAUAAGUUCUUGAUUGAUAAAGAUAUUUUUCAUCAAACUCCAAUAUAGUUUAUCAUCAAAAGUUGUUUGUGGGUACAGGACGGUAUUUUCAAAAUAUUUUCAAAAUAAAAAGUUUAAAUAUGAAUUAAAAUCACUGUAAAGUACACCCCCUCCUGCCAAGAAAUCAGACCUUGAUUAUGUAUAACAAAAUUAAGACAGACAUUUUCUGCACAGUGUUUACCCCACUGCCAGUGGAUGGCUUAAAUAUACAACUGACCGCCCACUCUCUCCAACUAAAACCCUCAGAUACAUUUGUAGAAAGUCAUAAUAAGAAAGUACAUGUACUUGAUAAUCAGAUUUACAAUGAGAUGAAUUGUACAGGCAAAACUCAAAAUGGUGAUGGAAGCAUGUAUCACUUUGAUGAUCAUCGAAGGAGUUUGUUCGGUUUGUUCAGUGGUGACCACACUCAGUUUUUCCCAACCACAGGUCACCUGACUAACCAGGAUUCCCGGAGAUAGCUCUCGCGGGUUUCCUACAUUUUGGAUAUCACACCCCACAUCAUGAUUAUUACAUUCACCCAGCAGGUGACAACAAUGGUAAUUAGUGGAUUAUUGAAAACGUAAUAAGAAAUCUUUGUGAAUAAUUAUUGAGUUGAGUUUGGCUGUAUAGACAUGAAAAUAUCAAUUUUAAAUUCACACAAAUUAAACAAUUUUUUUUUGAAAAUCUACAAUGUAUAACAGUAAAAUUGAUUUUCUUUUCUAAAAAUAAGUUAAAUGUCUAUCACAGUAAGCUAGAAUAACAGAUGUAUGCCAAAAUGUCAGAUAUAUAUCAAGUGUGAUAUCAAAAACAACAGAAAAAAAUGGCCGUCCAUAAAAACAUCACUCAGUCCGACUCUCUUAAUCAGCUUAAACCCAGAAAACUGGCAAAGGCCCCACUCUAUAAGAGCUAAUAGCUUUACCUCCAAAAUUACCUUAUUAGGUAAAUUCAAAAUAUGGAAGUCUAACAUACACCAUAAAUCCA